Molecule: messenger RNA, 1138 nt
Organism: Cucurbita pepo subsp. pepo (vegetable marrow)
Lineage: Eukaryota; Viridiplantae; Streptophyta; Magnoliopsida; Cucurbitales; Cucurbitaceae
Product: RING-H2 finger protein ATL38
Source: RefSeq, a predicted model, not a curated record
UUUUUUUUUUUUUUUUUUUUUUUUUUUUUUUUUUUUGCGUUCCUGAUUUGUGUUCGAGCGUGUUCUUGAAAUGAUUCAUCAUGGGAAUCGGUUUUCGUACUAGUUUUGGCGUGAAUGCGAUUGGAAUCACUCCUUUCGUGGUUGAAUUUGCUGAAGUUCGCGCGAUUUUAGUUCGCAAUAGAAGAGAAAUUUGAGGUUUCGAUUAGUGUAGAAAAGGAGAUUUGAUUUGAGGAGAAGAGGUUAUUUGGAGAAUGAUGUCUUCUGGUGUAAAUUUGGUGAUGACUGUGAUUGGAUUCACUGUGAGUACUUUGUUCAUCGUGUUCGUCUGCGCGAGGCUUGUUUGUGCUCGGAUUCAUCUCAAUGCUUCAAGGCGCUCCUUCCUUGUCGCUUCUAGAUCCGAUCUCAGUGGGCUCGAACGGGGACAACACGGUGUAGAGCCUUUCGUUGUAGCUAACUUUCCAACUAAGAAGUAUAGUGAUGAAUACUUCUCAUCCAUGAGGAAUGCUCAAUGCACAGUUUGCUUAGCAGAUUAUCACAGUGAAGACUUAUUGCGCAUUCUCCCUUACUGUGGACACUCCUUCCAUGUGACCUGCAUAGACAUAUGGCUGCAUCGGCACUCAACGUGCCCAGUUUGUCGUACAUCGUUACGCGAGGUCCCAGACAAGAAACGAACAUUACAACCCUUGUUUAGUUCAGCCAUUCGCUCUCAUUACAACCUCAACUCAGACGUCUGUGCUUAUCCCUGCCAUGGGUUCCCAUUAAGCGACCAUGAAAACACUGGGUUGGAACCAAUCCAAGAGAAUCAGGCUAACGGAGCAGCGGAUCCGAUAGAGAACGCUUCCUCGUUUACCGAAGGUAACCUGAAUAGUAAAGGCUCAAGAAACAAAAAUGUAGUAAGUCCAUCAAAUGCUUGAGAAUUUCUCUGUGGUUGGUUUGUGAUAGGAGUUUGGAUUGGUAAGAGAGCUGUGUCCCAAAAGUAGAUGUCCUUAGCCAUCUAUCUGCUUAGAAAGGUUGUCUGUCUUGUUAUUUACCACUGUACAUAAGUCUUGCUUGUAGUGAACUAAUCUGUUGCUGGUUUGAGCAGUUUUGUUACUUUUCUUCUGCACAACAUUAAGUACACCAUGAACCCCCUUUUUUA